Messenger RNA from Gastrolobium bilobum, 4901 nucleotides. RefSeq lists its product as uncharacterized. The transcript is spliced from 8 exons. Bases 238 to 4380 code for a protein of 1380 amino acids. Gene Ontology annotation, molecular function: helicase activity. The record is from RefSeq and is a predicted model, not a curated record. NCBI's taxonomy places the organism in Eukaryota, Viridiplantae, Streptophyta, Magnoliopsida, Fabales, Fabaceae.
UGCAUCUCUCUCUCUCUAUAUCUCUAACUUGCACGUAUAGAGCGAUUUUCUUCUCUCUUUCUCUCUCUAUAUCUGUCUCUUUCUCUCUCCAUAAUCCCCUCUGUGCGGAGUGAGAAGAGAUCCACUGCCUUCCAUUAUUGUGGGCAUGUCAUGGAUAUUGUCUCUUAAAAAGAAUAGAAACAACGUGUCUGUUCAACGUUUUAUUCAGAAUUUAGCUUGUAUCCGUAUGCAUAUGAGAUGGGUUCUCGAGGAAGGCCAUUAUUUGAUCUCAAUGAGCCACCUGCAGAGGAUAAUGAUGAGAGGGAUGGUAUUUUUGGCCUCCAGCCCCAAAAGACACACCCAUCAACAAGUACCCAAUCCCAUGCUUCCGACUUAUUUGUAGCAUCCACUACUGUUUCUGCCCAAGGAAUAAUAAAUAAUCAUGCUUUUUCACAUGCCUCAUCUGUCUCUGGAUUUCAACCUUUUGUUCGGUCUAAAUCCACUCCUGCCCCUGAAGCGGAUACUGAAUUGAAGAGAGCUGGACGUCAGGAUACAAAGGCUACCACUAAUUCAAGUAAAGAUGAGGAUGGGAAAGUUAUGGAUUCACGGAUAUUAAGUUCCGCAAAUGCUCAAUUUGUGGAGAGGGAAGAAGGGGAAUGGUCUGAUGAGGAGGGUUUUACUGAUGUCAAUGGAGCUAAUAAUUUGCUACAACGUAGUCAAGCAUCGGAAGAGCAGACGACAUCUGGAAUGGUGGAUGGGAGUGUUGCAGUGGCCUAUGACAGUAAGUCUAGCACUAUUAAGAGUUCUGAUAAUAUAAAUGAUGAAAAGAAUAGCCGUGCUUCUAUAGGUCUAGAAUCAAAUUCUAGUGAACAGAAAAGCAAUAGUAUCCCAAAUUCUGAAAGCAAUAUAAAAAGUGAAGCUUCUAUUGAUGCACAGGAGGAACCCAGUUUAGCUCCCAAGCAAAAAGAAGUCAAAGGUAUUGAAGCAAGUCAUGCACUUAGGUGUGCGAAUAAUCUUGGGAAGAGGAAGAUUGACCAACGUAAAGAGGAAAUGUUGGGAAAGAAACGUAAUAGACAGACCAUGUUUCUUAACCUGGAAGAUGUCAAGCAGGCAGGUCCUAUUAAGACCUCAACUCCUAGAAGGCAGACUUUUGCAUCACCUGUUAUUAGUCGUACUGUGAAGGAAGUUCGUACUGUUCCUCCCCAAGUUGAGCGUGUUGGAAUAGCUAAGGAUCAGAAACUGGUUGACACAUCUUUUGGUGAAGGUGGAACCCAAGCUGAAGCACAUGAACCUAAAUCAGAUUGUAAUGGUGAUAAUUCUGGGCUACUUGGCAGGUCUAGGAGGCUAAACAGUGAGACAGAACCUCCUCCUACAGAGGUCAAUUUACCACCUAUUCCAAGACAGGGUUCAUGGAAACAACCAACAGAUUUGAGGCAGCAGAAGAAUGCACUGAUUCCUAAUAGGAAGUUGGGACAGAGUGGUCAAAGCUCCAAUGAUGUCAAGUUGGGAAACAAGAAACAUCUUUCCAACAAGAAGCAGACUUCUGUCAGCAUCCAGUCCCAGGACUCUUCUGUUGAACGCCUUAUAAGAGAGGUGACCAGUGAAAAGUUUUGGCAUCACCCAGAGGAGACUGAGCUACAAUGUGUUCCUGGACGAUUUGAAUCAUUGGAAGAGUAUGUUAGAGUAUUUGAGCCUUUGCUUUUUGAGGAAUGCCGGGCUCAACUUUACAGUACCUGGGAAGAAUCAACAGAAACAGUGUCAAGGGAUACUCAUAUUAUGGUGCGAGUGAAAGCAAAUGAGUCAAGAGAAAGAGGUUGGUAUGAUGUGAAAGUUCUUCCAGUACAUGAGUUCAAAUGGUCGUUUAAGGAGGGCGAUGUUGCAAUCCUUUCGUCCCCUAGGCCUGGAUCAGUCAGAUCCAAGCAGAACAGUUCAUCCUUAGCUCAGGAGGAUGGGGAAUCUGAAAUCACUGGACGUGUGGUGGGUACAGUUAGGCGACAUAUUCCUAUUGAUACCCGUGAUCCUCCUGGUGCAAUUCUCCAUUACUAUGUUGGGGACUCGUAUGAUCCUAGCAGGGUUGAUGAUGAUCAUAUAGUAAGAAAACUUCAAACUGGAAGCAUCUGGUAUCUCACAGUGCUUGGUUCUCUUGCUACCACACAGAGAGAGUAUAUUGCUCUACAUGCAUUUCGUCGCUUAAAUAUACAGAUGCAAACUGCAAUCCUUCAGCCUAGUCCCGAACACUUCCCUAAAUAUGAGCAACAGACCCCGGCCAUGCCUGAAUGCUUCACGCAGAAUUUUGUUGAGCAUCUGCGUAGGACCUUCAAUGAACCCCAGUUGGCAGCAAUCCAGUGGGCAGCUAUGCAUACAGCUGCUGGUACAAGUAGUGGGACAACAAAAAGGCAAGAUCCUUGGCCUUUUACCCUUGUUCAAGGACCUCCUGGAACUGGAAAGACACAUACGGUAUGGGGAAUGUUGAAUGUCAUUCACCUUGUACAAUAUCAGCACUACUAUACCUCUUUGCUUAAGCAUGUAGCUCCUGAAAGCUACAAGCAAGCUAAUGAGAUCAAUUCAGAGAAUGCCCCCACUGGAUCUAUUGAUGAAGUUCUUCAAAACAUGGACCAGAAUCUCUUGCGAACUUUGCCUAAACUGGUCCCAAAACCUAGAAUGUUAGUUUGUGCUCCUUCUAAUGCUGCCACUGAUGAGCUUCUUGCCCGUGUCCUUGAUCGUGGGUUUAUUGAUGGAGAGAUGAAAGUAUAUAGACCUGAUGUUGCUCGAGUUGGGGUUGAUUCUCAGACACGUGCCGCCCAAGCAGUUUCUGUCGAGCGGAGAACUGAGCAGCUUCUGGUCAAGAGUCGGGAAGAAGUUGUGGGAUGGAUGCACCAGUUAAAGACUCGCGAGGCACAGUUGAAUCAGCAAUUACAUCAUCUUCAUAGGGAACUAAAUGUUGCUGCUGCUGCUGUUCGUUCCCAAGGAUCUGUUGGUGUUGACCCUGACUAUCUCAUGGCCCGAGAUCAGAACCGGGAUGCCUUGCUACAGAACCUUGCAGCUGUGGUUGAAGGAAGGGAUAAGAUUCUGGUUGAGAUGUCUCGACUUGCCCUUUUGGAAAGUAGGUUCCGACCUGGUAGCGGUUUCAAUUUGGAAGAGGCCCGUGCUAAUUUGGAGGCCAGUUUUGCCAAUGAAGCUGAGAUAGUUUUUACUACAGUUUCUAGCAGUGGUCGCAAGUUGUUCUCUCGACUUUCCCAUGGUUUUGAUAUGGUGGUCAUUGACGAGGCAGCCCAAGCCAGUGAGGUGGCAAUUCUGCCUCCCCUCUCUCUUGGUGCAGCACGAUGUGUUCUUGUUGGAGAUCCUCAGCAGCUUCCUGCUACAGUUAUCAGCAAGGCUGCUGGAACAUUGAUGUACAGUAGGAGUCUUUUUGAAAGGUUCCAACAAGCAGGAUGCCCGACGAUGUUGUUGUCUGUGCAGUAUAGAAUGCAUCCCGAAAUUCGGGAUUUUCCUUCUAGAUACUUUUAUCAGGGGCGCCUCACUGAUAGUGAAAGUGUGCUUAAAUUGCCUGAUGAAGCUUACUACAAGGACCCUUUACUUAGACCUUAUAUAUUCUAUGAUAUCAGACAUGGACGGGAGUCUCACAGAGGUGGAUCAGUCUCCUAUCAAAAUAUACAUGAAGCACAAUUUUGUCUCCGAUUAUAUGAGCAUAUUCAGAAAACAUUGAAAUCCUUGGGACUGGGAAAGAUUACUGUUGGCAUAAUUACUCCUUACAAGCUGCAGUUGAAGUGCCUCCAACGUGAGUUUGAGGAGGUCUUAAACUCUGAAGAAGGGAAAGAUUUAUAUAUCAAUACAGUUGAUGCUUUCCAAGGUCAAGAACGGGAUGUCAUUAUAAUGUCUUGUGUGCGUGCAUCCAGUCAUGGGGUUGGCUUUGUUGCAGAUAUACGAAGAAUGAAUGUUGCCCUUACGCGUGCAAGAAGGGCCCUUUGGAUCAUGGGAAAUGCGAAUGCUCUGGUGCAAUCUGAUGAUUGGGCUGCGUUGAUUGGUGAUGCAAAAUCCCGAAAUUGCUAUAUGGAAAUGGACUCUCUUCCUAAGGACUUUCUGGUGUCCAAAGGACCUGUUUACACACCAUUGCCUGGUAAGGUUCCCUCCAAUAUGAGGGGCGUGAGAUCAACUGGACCAAGAUAUAGAUCAAUGGACAAUCAUAUGGAAUCCAGGUUGGGAGUACCACCAUCUGAAGAUGAUGAAAAGAUGGGUGCUCCAGUAAGCUCAAAAAAUGGGAAUCAUCGUCCAUCAAGGUAUUCAAUGGAGAAUUCCUUGGAUGAUUUUGAUAAUGUGGGUGAUAAAUCCAGAGAUGCCUGGCAACAUGGCAUACAGAAGAAGCAGAGCUCAACUGGAACCAUGGGAAAGAGAGACAUUUAGCCAUUGCUGCUUAUCUGCAGAUUCUUCUCGUGCAUCAUCAUCUUGGGGGAAGGAGAUUCAUGGGCUUAUUUUGAUUUCCUCAUUAUGUGAUCUCCAACCAUUGAAAGCUCUCUCGACCAGAAUAAUGGGACCUUCGGGGGAGUGGUAUGAGCCACACAGUAUACACAGACAGCCUUGGAAGAGGGAGCAGAAUGCAAUGUUGAUAAUCCUAUACGACUACAUUCAAGAACAUUGGACAGAUGCUUGUGUUGGUUCUUACAAUUUUGUGCACGUUUUGGGGGAAGACUGCAGACAUUUUAUAUGGAAGUGAAUGGAGACAACAACAUGAACAUGCAUGCUUGAAGGCGGGGGAAUACUCAAUUUUGUAUCAAAAUGAUAAAAGGAAGCUACAUGAUUUUAGGGUUCUAAGUAGGCAGUUUGCUGUCAACUGACUUUGUACAUACAUGGGGGGGUUCACAACAUUGUUUUAGCAAGUUGUUUUGUUUUGUUUCAUUAUUUUGUGACAACAGAAAAAAAGGAAA